AGGGAAUUUCCUGGGCACAUCAACAUUAGCCGCGGAGUUGGGAAGUGAUUGGAUAGAUCUUCAUCAUGUCGAGGAUUCUUCAUGCUCAAGUCAUUUCAUUGCUGAUUGUCAUUGGGGUGCACGCCAUUGGGGGAUUGCACACCAAGUUUGUAAAUGUGGUUUUUCGUCAUGGAGACAGGACCACAUUGGACAAUGCUGAUGAACCCUUUCCAACUAGUCCAUACCUUAACUGGACUUUCUAUCCUUAUGGAUUGGGACAGUUGACCAAUCAAGGAAAACGACGUGUCUACGAUCUUGGUGUUCACAUCCGCCAAAGAUACGGUGAUUUCCUAGGCGAUGUCUAUCACCCGAGUGCGAUUAUCGCUCGUAGCUCGGACUACGAUAGAACGAAGAUGUCACUUCAACUGGUGAUGGCAGGGAUGUUUCCACCUGCACCCGAGCAAAUGUGGCAUCCGGAUUUCAACUGGCAACCGGUUAUCGCCAACUACAUUCCAUAUCCCGAUACUUUACUGAGGCCUCAGGACUGUCCGAGGUUUAAAGAAGAGCUCAGGACUGUGGAAGAAUCCGUAGACUUCAGGAGAGAGUUGAUAGAGUACCAACGACUGAUGGAAUUCCUCACCAAGUGGACUGGAAAGCCGAUUAAGACUGCCCUGGACAUGGAGGGCCUCUACAAUAGUCUGAAGGCGUUGAAUGCCAUGGGACUUAGACUGCCAGAAUGGACCUCGGGGAUUUUUCCUUAUGGGAAAUUGCAUGACGGAGCUAUUCUCAAUUAUCGGGUCAUGAGCUGGAGUGAAAGACUGAAAGUGCUGAAUGGAGGAAUGCUUCUGAAGAACUUCACCGAUAAUAUGUUGUUGACUGCGACCGCCGCGAAAGAGAUGCCGUUAAAAAUGGUCCUGCUCAGCGGUCACGAGAUUAACCUGACCGCCCUCAUGGAGACCCUCGGAGUUUACAACCCGCACGUGCCGGAAUAUGCCAGUGCCUUAUUCGUUGAAUUAUUAGAAGAGCGUAAGGAAUACUUUGUCAGGAUAAUUUAUUAUCUCGGAGAUCCACAGGAAAUAACGCAGAUAAACAUCCCCAGGUGUGGGAGGAUAUGUCCUCUCAACAGGUUUAUACAAUUAUACUCUGAUGUUCUGCCUUCAGUGGACGAUAUCAACUGCAUGCCAUAAAGAGGACAAGUUGUUGUUCAUUUUUACCUUCAGUAUUUGUAAUAGGAAUUUUUAAUUGCGUUAGGGUUAAGAUACGAAUAAAAUUAAUUAUUUAUAUUAAA
Diachasmimorpha longicaudata is the source of this 1267-nucleotide messenger RNA. RefSeq names its product venom acid phosphatase Acph-1-like. Bases 66 to 1166 code for a protein of 366 amino acids. The transcript is spliced from 6 exons. Lineage: Eukaryota; Metazoa; Arthropoda; Insecta; Hymenoptera; Braconidae. Gene Ontology annotation, molecular function: phosphatase activity. The record is from RefSeq and is a predicted model, not a curated record. Gene Ontology annotation, biological process: dephosphorylation.